GCCCCAGCUGCUCGGUCAGGUCCUGUGUGGCGGCGCACUGGCAUGUGUGCCUGUCAGUUAACUACACAAGGAUCAGCAGUCGCUUGCCUGCUCCAUUCACACACCACACUGAGCUGUUCAAGCACAGCGCGGUUCUGGAGAGCUACCCCCACCUCCCUCUCUCUCUCUCUGCAUCUGUUGAGACUAUCUGUGUGUACACCGUUCACCUGCGUACCACAGACACAAACGACCGACAGGCUGAGAUUGAUGAACCGAUUCCUUGGAGCUGUGAAGAAAAUGAACUAGUUGAACAUCAAAACGUGCAGGACUGAACAGCAAGGAAGACUGGUUGAGAACCUUUUCAAGUCAGGUUCUAUUGACUUUCCUGAUGCUGGUAACAGCAGAAUGAAGAUAACUUUUAUUCACAAGUUUCAGACAGAAAACAGGUCUUCCUGAAUUGAGCAUUGAGACAAGAUUCGAGUGAAACAGUGGAAGGCUGGACACAUAAUGCCUGAAGUAUGGAUGUGAAAGAACGUAGGCCUUACUGCUCCCUCACAAAAAACAGACGCGAUAAAGAGAGGCGCUACACAAGUUCAUCAGUAGACAAAGACGACUGCCGGGUUCCGACACAGAAAUCCUACAGUUCCAGUGAGACUCUUAAAGCCUAUGAUCACGAUACCAGGCUCCUGUAUGGAAACAGGGUCAAAGACUUGGUUCACAGGGAGGCUGAUGAGUACACAAGACCAGGGGCAAACUUCUCCCUGAGGGAACUGGGAAUCUGUGAGCCCACCACUCGAAGGGGGCUGGCGUUCUGCUCGGAGAUGGGGCUCCCCCACCGAGGGUACUCCGUGAACGCAGGCUCGGACGCUGACACGGAAAAUGAAGGAGUGAUGUCCCCGGAGCACGCCAUGAGGCUGUGGGGCAGGGGAGUCAAAUCCGGGCGCAGCUCCUGCCUGUCCAGUCGUUCCAACUCAGCGCUCACACUGACUGACACCGAGCAUGAAAACAACAAGUCGGACAGUGAGAAUGGUCCUCCCAUGCCAUCCUCCUCCUCCUCGUCCAGUCCAUCAGCCAUUGAGCAGUCUGGUUCCCCACUUUCGUCGCCCAGUGCCAAUGGCAACCAAAGGCGGUUGCUGGGCAACAGCGGCACGCAGCCGGUUCAUGACUCUGACACAGAUGAUGAGGAAAGCAAUGCAAAUUCAUAUCUAGCUCAGGCCAGUUCAGGCACUGCCUGUGUGCCCGAUAAUGAGCAACCAGCCAACCACCAGAGCCAGUCAACAUUGCAACCACUGCCCCCUGUGCACAAGCAGCACCUGACUCAGCAGCAACCUGCUGUCACCUCACUCAACAGGAACUCACUGAGCCAGCGGAGGAACCAGAGUCCGGCCCCAGCGGCCGUCUUGCCCAGCGAGCUGCCCACCACACCGGAAUCUGUCCAGCUGCAGGACAGCUGGGUCCUUGGGAGCAAUGUGCCACUGGAGACCAGAAAAUUAGCAAAGCAGGCAGUUCUUGAAAAUGGGCAUGACAACCUAAUAGAGAUGGAUGUAUUUACUCCACCAUGUCACGAUGGGAGUUACGGGGACGGGCAUUUCCUUUUCAAGACGGGAACAGGGACUACACCAUUGUUCAGCACAGCCUCGCCUGGUUACACCAUGGCUUCGAGUGCUGUCUAUUCACCGCCGCCGCGCCCACUGCCAAGGAACACUCUUUCCAGAAGUGCUUUUAAGUUCAAGAAAUCAUCCAAGUACUGCAGUUGGAAGUGCACAGCCCUAUGUGCAGUUGGCGUGUCAGUCAUUCUGGCAGUUCUGCUGUCUUAUUUCAUAGCAAUGCAUCUCCUCGGCCUGAAUUGGCAGCUACAGCAGAUUGAUAAUUACACAUUUGAAAAUGGCAAAGUGAAGACUGAGACCUCACCUACCAAUGUCGUGACUGCGACUUCAGCCGAUGGGGGAAAAUUUGGAUUCCCUCAUCAAGAAAACAAUACCAUCGAUUCAGGUGAGGUGGACCUGGGCCGGCGGACGAUACAGGAGGUGCCUCCGGGGGUCUUCUGGAGAGCUCAACUCUUUAUUGAUCAGCCCCAGUUCCUGAAGUUCAACAUAUCCCUUCCUAAGGAUGCAUUGAUUGGUGUGUACGGCAGAAAAGGACUGCCUCCCUCACACACUCAGUAUGACUUUGUGGAGCUUCUCGACGGCAGUAGACUGAUCGCCAGAGAAAAGCGCAGCUUGGUUGGUCUUGAGCACAAAAGACGGCACAUCAGAGCAGUGAGCCUGCAAGAGGCUGGUUUUGUCCAGUACCUCGAUUCUGGAGUCUGGCACCUGGCCUUUUACAACGAUGGGAAAACAGCAGAGCACGUAUCCUUCAAUACCAUUGUCAUAGAGUCUGUGAUGGAGUGUCCACGAAAUUGUCAUGGGAAUGGAGAAUGUGUUUCUGGAGCCUGUCAUUGUUUUCCUGGAUUUUUUGGGCCUGAUUGUGCGCGAGCAACAUGCCCGAUAUUGUGUAGUGGCAAUGGGCAGUAUUCCAAAGGACGCUGCAUUUGUUUCAGUGGCUGGAAAGGGACAGAGUGUGACGUGCCCUCAUCCCAGUGCAUCGACCCUCUUUGUGGAGCGCACGGCAUCUGCAUCAUGGGCUCCUGUGUUUGCAAUUCGGGCUACAAAGGAGAAACAUGUGAGCAAGCGGACUGCUUUGAUCCGACCUGUUCAAACCAUGGAGUCUGUAUCCACGGAGAAUGCCACUGCAGUCCAGGAUGGGGCGGUGCGAACUGUGAGAAUUCAAAAACCAUGUGUCCCGAUCAGUGCUCCGGCCAUGGGACCUACCUUCAAGAGAGUGAUUCCUGCACUUGUGAUCCAAAUUGGACAGGUGCAGAUUGCUCACUGGAAAUAUGCCCCGUGGAGUGUGGAACACAUGGUGUGUGCCUCGCUGGGGCCUGCCGCUGUGAGGAAGGUUGGACGGGGACAGCGUGUGACCAGAGAGCGUGCCACCCUCGCUGCUUGGAGCACGGAACCUGCAAAGAUGGCAAAUGUGAAUGCAACCAGGGCUGGAAUGGCGAACACUGCACCAUAGCACACUUCCUGGAUAAAAUAGUUAAAGAGGGUUGUCCUGGCCUUUGCAAUAGCAAUGGAAGAUGUACCCUUGACCAAAAUGGCUGGCAUUGUGUUUGCCAGAUGGGUUGGAGAGGAGCAGGCUGUGAUGUUGCCAUGGAGACAGCGUGCUCAGAUAGCAAGGACAACGAGGGAGAUGGACUGGUUGACUGCAUGGAUCCCGACUGCUGCCUACACAGCGCCUGCCAAAACCAGCCAUACUGCCGCGGAUCACCAGACCCACUGGACAUAAUUGGUCAAAGCCAGCAGCCACCCUCCCAACAAGCUGCCAGGUCCUUCCAUGACCGAAUUAAGUUUCUUAUUGAACCAGACAGCAGUCACGUCCUACCUGGGGAAAAUCCUUUCAACAGCAGCCUGAGCUCUGUUAUCAGAGGGCAAGUCCUCACAGCAGAUGGAACACCCCUCAUCGGAGUGAAUGUGUCCUUUCUGCACUACCCACAAUAUGGCUACACCAUCACACGCCAGGAUGGAAUGUUUGAUCUGCUGGCAAAUGGUGGAGCCUCCCUCACCCUGUGCUUUGAACGUGUCCCAUUCAUCACCCGGCAUCAUACCGUGUGGAUUCCUUGGAAUGUUUUUUAUGUGAUGGACACCAUGAUCAUGAAGAAGGAAGAGAACGAGAUUCCCAGCUGUGAUCUGAGUGGAUUUGUGAGGCCGAAUCCUGAUAUCUUGGCUUCCCCUCUCUCCACCUUCUUCCGCACAUCUCCGUCGGAGAGUCCCAUCAUUCCUGAGACACAGGUGCUUCAUGAAGAGACAGAGAUUCCUGGCACAGAUCUGAAGCUCACCUACCUGAGUUCGCGUGCUGCGGGGUACAAGCCAGUUCUGAAAAUCACAAUGACCCAGAGCACGGUGCCGUUCAACUUGAUGAAGGUUCACCUGAUGGUGGCUGUGGUGGGCCGUCUGUUCCAGAAAUGGUUCCCAGCGUCGCCAAAUCUGUCCUACACCUUCAUCUGGGACAAAACCGAUGCCUACAAUCAAAAGGUCUACGGUUUGUCUGAGGCAGUCGUUUCUGUCGGCUAUGAGUAUGAGUCCUGCCUGGAUCUCAUCCUCUGGGAAAAGAGAACUGCUGUUCUACAGGGCUAUGAAUUAGACUCUUCAAACAUGGGAGGCUGGUCACUCAACAAACACCAUGUUUUAGAUGUCCAAAACGGAAUUCUGUACAAGGGAAAUGGUGAAAAUCAGUUCAUCUCCCAGCAGCCAGCUGUGAUCAGCAGCAUCAUGGGUAAUGGGCGAAGGCGAAGCAUCUCCUGCCCCAGCUGCAACGGCCAAUCAGACGGCAACAAGCUCCUGGCACCCGUGGCUUUGGCAUGUGGCAUCGAUGGCAGCUUGUACGUCGGUGAUUUCAACUUCAUCCGUCGCAUCUUUCCUUCGGGAAACGUGACGAGUAUUCUCGAGCUGAGCAACAACCCAGCACACCGAUACUUCUUGGCAACUGACCCCGUCACUGGAGAUCUGUACAUCUCAGAUACCAAUACCCGGAGGAUCUAUCAUCCAAAGUCAUUGAUUGGUGCCAAGGAUGGGACAACAAACUCUGAAGUGGUCGCAGGGACUGGAGAACAGUGUCUACCAUUUGAUGAAGCCCGAUGUGGUGAUGGAGGCAAGGCUGUGGAGGCUUCACUGAUGAGUCCGAAAGGAAUUGCCAUUGACAAAAAUGGUUUGAUGUAUUUUGUGGAUGGGACCAUGAUCAGAAAGGUGGACCAAAAUGGAAUAAUAUCCACCCUCCUAGGUUCCAAUGACCUCACAUCAGCACGACCCUUGACCUGUGAUACCACCAUGCAUAUAAGCCAGGUCCGUUUAGAAUGGCCAACUGACCUCGCCAUCAACCCAAUGGACAACUCGCUCUACGUGCUGGACAACAACAUUGUGCUGCAGAUCAGCGAGAACCAUCAAGUGCGCAUCGCAGCAGGACGUCCCAUGCAUUGCCAGGUACCUGGAGUCGAGUACUCGCUGGGGAAACGGGCAGUCCACACGACACUCGAGUCAGCCAGCGCCAUCUCAGUCUCCUACAGCGGCGUUCUCUACAUUGCCGAAACAGAUGAGAAAAAGAUAAACCGGGUGAGGCAGGUAACCACCGACGGAGAGAUCUCACUCCUUGCAGGUGCACCCUCGGACUGCGACUGCAAGAACGAUGUCAACUGUGACUGUUACCAGACUGGUGAUGGCUAUGCCAAAGACGCCAAGCUCAACUCUCCUUCCUCCCUGGCCGUCUCCCCCGACGGCACCCUGUACAUUGCCGACAUGGGUAACAUUCGGAUCCGGGCAGCUUCUAAGAAUAAGCCCGUGUUGACGUCCAUGAACUUGUACAAGGUCGCAUCCCCUUCAGAGCAGGAGCUGUACAUCUUCGACAUCAAUGGCACCCACCAGUACACAAAGAGCCUCAUCACCAACGACUAUCUCUACAACUUCAGUUACAGCAAUGAAAAUGACAUCACCGCUGUGACCGACAACAAUGGCAACACCCUGCGGAUCCGAAGGGAUCCCAACCGCAUGCCGGUGCGAAUCGUGUCACCGGAUAACCAAGUGAUAUGGCUGACCAUUGGGACCAAUGGAGGACUGAAAGGCAUGACAGCCCAGGGCCAAGAAUUGGUUUUACUCACCUACCAUAGUUACAGUGGUCUCUUGGCAACAAAGAGCGAUAAGACUGGCUGGACCACUUUCUUUGACUAUGACAGUGAGGGUCGAUUGACUAAUGUUACAUUUCCCACUGGUGUGGUCUCAAAUCUCCAAGGGGAGAUGGAAAAAGCAAUCACUGUGAAUAUUGAAUCAUCCAACAGGGAGGAUGAUGUCACCAUCACUACCAACCUUUCUUCAGUGGAUGCCUUCUACACUCUUGUUCAAGAUCAGUUGAGAAACAGUUACCAGGUUGGUUAUGAUAGUUCCCUCCGGGUCAUGUAUGCCAAUGGCAUGGAUACCAGUUUCCAGACCGAGCCCCAUAUCCUGGCUGGCACAGUGAACCCAAUAAUAGCCAGGCGCAACAUCACACUCCCUGUGGAAAACAGCCUGAAUCUGGUGGAAUGGCGGUUCAGAAAGGAACAAGCCAGAGGAAAGAUCAGCGUCUUUGGACGCAAACUGAGGGUGAAUGGUAGAAAUCUUCUCUCCAUCGACUUUGACCGAACCACUCGGACAGAGAAGAUCUAUGACGACCACCGUAAAUUUCAGCUCAGGAUCCUCUAUGAUCAGUCAGGGCAUCCCACUCUCUGGCUGCCAAGUAGCCGACUGACAGCCGUUAACAUCACGUAUUCCUCCACCGGCCAGAUCUCCGGCAUCCAGCGGGGCCCGCUGGGCGAACGAAUCGAGUAUGACGAGCAAGGGAGAAUUGUGUCUCGCGUACUAACUGACGGGAAAACCUGGAGUUACACAUACCUGGAUAAGUCCAUGGUGCUGCUCCUCCACAGCCAGCGUCAGUACAUCUUUGAGUACGACUUACUGGAUCGCCUGUCUGCAGUCACAAUGCCCAGUGUGGCCCGCCAUACCAUGCAGACCAUCCGUUCCAUUGGCUAUUACCGUAACAUUUAUAACCCCCCAGAGAGCAACGCCUCCAUGAUCGUGGACUACAGCGAGGGCGGGCUGCUCCUCCAGACGGCUUACCUGGGAACCGGUCGCCGGGUGCUCUACAAGUACAGGCGGAUGUCCAAGCUGUCCGAGCUGCUGUACGACAGCACCCGCGUCAGCUUCACCUACGACGAGACAGCCGGGGUUCUCAAGACGGUCAACCUGCAGAGUGAGGGCUUCAUUUGCACCAUCAGGUACCGCCAGAUUGGGCCUCUGGUCGACAGGCAGAUCUUCCGUUUCAGCGAGGACGGCAUGGUGAACGCCCGCUUUGACUACAGCUACGACAACAACUUCCGUGUGACCAGCAUGCAGGCCGUCAUCAACGAGACCCCCUUGCCGAUUGACCUGUACCAGUUCGACGACAUUUCUGGCAAGGUCGAGCAGUUUGGGAAGUUUGGAGUGAUCUACUAUGACAUCAACCAGAUCAUCUCGACGGCAGUGAUGACAUACACCAAACAUUUUGACGCGCAUGGCCGAAUCAAAGAGAUUCAGUACGAAAUAUUCCGAUCGCUGAUGUACUGGAUCACCAUCCAGUACGACAACAUGGGGAGAGUGACAAAGCGGGAGAUGAAGAUCGGGCCCUUUGCCAACACUACCAAAUACGGCUAUGAGUACGAUGUGGACGGGCAGCUGCAGACAGUCUACUUAAAUGACAAAAUCAUGUGGCGCUACAAUUAUGACCUGAAUGGCAACUUGCAUUUACUAAAUCCCGGCAGCAGUGCCCGUCUGACCCCGCUACGCUACGACCUGCGGGACCGCAUCACUCGCUUGGGUGACGUCCAGUAUCGGCUGGAUGAAGAUGGCUUCCUUCAUCAGCGAGGAGGUGACGUUUUUGAAUACAAUUCCAAGGGACUCCUGGUGAGGGUUUACAGCAAGGUUGGCGGCUGGAACAUACAGUACCGCUACGAUGGCCUCGGUAGGCGAGUGUCCAGCAAGAUCAGCAUCGGUCAGCACCUUCAGUUCUUCUACUCCGACCUCAACUACCCCAACCGAAUAACACACGUCUACAAUCAUUCCAGCUCUGAGAUCACGUCCUUCUAUUACGACCUUCAGGGACAUCUCUUUGCCAUGGAGAUCAGCAGUGGGGAGGAGUUUUACAUCGCUUGUGACAAUACAGGGACACCGCUAGCAGUGUUCAGCAGCAACGGCCGAAUGAUAAAGCAAAUUCAAUAUACAGCCUACGGUGAAAUAUACCUGGACUCUAACCCUGACUUUCAGCUGAUUAUAGGGUUCCAUGGAGGUCUCUACGAUCCUUUAACAAAGCUGAUUCACUUUGGAGAGAGAGACUAUGACAUUCUGGGUGGCCGGUGGACAAGACCCGACAUCACCCUUUGGACAGAAGUUGCCAACGAUCCAGCCCCAUUCAACCUGUACAUGUUCAAUAAUAAUAAUCCAGUGGGCAAAGUGCAGAAUGUCAAGGACUACAUCACAGAUGUGAACAGCUGGCUACUGACAUUUGGGUUUCAACUCCACAAUGUUAUUCCUGGUUUUCCUAUACCCAGACAGGGCCUGGAGGAACCCUCAUAUGAGCUUUUAAGGAGUCAAGAAUGGGAUGAUGUACCGUUUCUGUCUGGCGUACAACAAACUGUGGCAAGACAAGCGAAGGCUUUCAUGGGAUUGGGAAAAAUGCCAGAAAUUCAGAUUGGCAGACACCAGGCCACUGGAGAGAAGCCAUGGCUCUGGUUCGGUACUGUCAAGUCUCUGGUAGGCAAGGGAGUCAUGCUCGCAAUCAGUCAAGGAAAAGUAACAACCAACGUGCUCAACAUCGCAAACGAAGACUGCAUAAAAGUUGCAGCGGUGCUAAACGGAGCUUACUACUUGGACAAUCUGCAUUAUACCAUUGAAGGGAAAGACACUCACUACUUCAUAAAGACCGCCUCGCCGGAGAGUGACCUGGGAACUCUGAGGCUGACCAGCGGGCGCAAGGCCCUGGAGAAUGGCAUCAAUGUCACCGUUUCGCAGUCCACCACUGUGCUGAAUGGCAGGACUCGAAGGUUUGCUGAUGUCGAAAUGCAGUACAAUGCCUUGUCGCUCCACGUACGCUAUGGAACGACCCUGGAUGAGGAGAAGGCUCGGAUACUGGAACAGGCCAGGCAGAGAGCACUGACAAGCGCGUGGAACAGAGAGCAGCAGAGAGUGAGAGACGGCGAGGAAGGGAUCAGAUUAUGGACAGAAGGAGAAAAGCGACAGCUACUGAGUGCUGCUAAAGUGCAAGGAUACGAUGGGUACUAUGUACUCUCCGUGGAGCAAUACCCAGAACUAGCAGACAGUGUGAACAAUAUUCAGUUCUUAAGACAGAACGAAAUCGGAAAGAGGUAACACACAGGCUAGUUGGUGGCUGCCAAAGAGAUAAAACUCAACACUUUUUCUGGAAGAACAGAAUAUUAGUCUUGCUGCCAUUAGUUACCACAGGUUACACUGAGGAGACUGAAAUAUCACUGCAGCACAACGUAGGCUGUUCUGAUCAAUCUGUAGCACAAGUUCUUUCUUAGAGCUGUUGGACUUGGUGGACGAUCUUUUUCUACUCAGUUGGACCCUACAAAGGAGAAAAAAGGUGUUCCUGCAAACAAAGACUUCAAAUCACCCUUCAUAUAAAGGAUUGUCAACUGCUUAAAAAAUUGUUUACAGUUGAAUGCCACUACACUCAGACCAAGGUGGACUAACAUAUGUAAAAAAAUAGCUUAACCGUUUUGUACUUGGCCAAACCUGUCGACUGUUUUCUGUUGUUUAAGAAACACCCGUAUUAAGCAUUAGAAUCAGUGUCCAAAUACAGAAACUAACUGUAUAAUUACAUGAGUAACCUUUGCUUACCAGAAGUAGUCUUAAUCUUUCCUCACAUUAAGUGGAUCCAGUGGCAGAGAGAAAACAACGCUUUUUAAUCACUGCACUGUGGAGUAAUGGAGGGCUUUCCUCUGCCUUCUACCGUGCUGCUUUAUACAAUGACACUUUGUGCAAAGUAGUGUGACUGUGAUAGAAACAGAAAACUACAAUAUUACAACGCCAUUGGAUUUGCCUUGGGAAAUCUCGCACUGUACAGGAUCACCCUCCCUGCAGAGCGAAGGAAAACUUUUUUCUUUUUUGUAAAGUGUGUGAGACCAGUACCUUAUGGAGUUUUUAUAUGAAUUCCAAUUUACUGUUCAUCAGAUACUAGUCUCAGAAGAUGUUAAUUUAUGUAAAGUGUUUCAAAGGAGUUUAUACUUGAAAAUAAAAUCUUUAAAAUACAGUGGCUGUCUUCUUACUUUACAGCUGGCUGCCAGAAUGCCUGAGGAGUAUUUAAUUGUGCAAACAUGUCACCUUUU
Molecule: messenger RNA, 9922 nt
Organism: Pristis pectinata (smalltooth sawfish)
Lineage: Eukaryota; Metazoa; Chordata; Chondrichthyes; Rhinopristiformes; Pristidae
Gene: tenm3
Product: teneurin transmembrane protein 3
Exons: 33
Coding region: 498-8942 (2814 amino acids)
Biological process (GO): heterophilic cell-cell adhesion; neuron development; signal transduction
Cellular component (GO): neuron projection; membrane
Molecular function (GO): protein homodimerization activity; protein heterodimerization activity; cell adhesion molecule binding
Source: RefSeq, a predicted model, not a curated record